UGGUUUGCUUAUGCCUUCAUGACCAAGUGCCUCAUCACCCUCUCCACGGUGGGAUUAGUGAUCCUGAUCCUGGCGUUUCACAUCAAAGAGAUCCAGCUCUUCAUGCUGGACAAUUCCCUCACCGAUUGGCGAAUUGCAGUCAGCACCCCGAAAUUGGCUCUCAUCACACUGGAGCUUUUAGUCUGCUUCCUUCACCCCUUCCCGGUGGGAGAUUUCGUUUGCCUGGAUCCCAAGUCGGAACAGACCCUCGUCUUCCUCUCCGAUGUUGACAUGUUGCUCUCACUGGUGAUGUUCCUCCGCCUCUAUCUGGUCCCUCGAGCUGUGCUAAUGCGGAGUAGUGUGAUGGGAGAUGCCUCCUACCGUAGCAUCGGGUCCCUCAACAAGAUCCACUUCCAGUACCCUUUUGUGUUACGGGUGAUGGUCAACAGCCAGCCGGGGCGUGUGCUGCUGAUCUUUACAAUGGGACUCUGGAUCAUCGCUUUUUGGAUACUGUCCGUCUGUGAACGGCAGUAUAUGGAUGAGAACAACUACCUGGGUGGGACAUUCUGGUUGAUUCCCAUCACUUUUCUGACCAUCGGCUACGGAGACGUGGUGCCCGAAACAGUCUGCGGGAAAGUUGUGUGUUUGUUCACUGGUGUCAUGGGAGUGGGGUGCACAGCUCUCCUUGUGGCCGUGGCUGCAGAUAAACUGGAAUUCACCAGAGCAGAGAAACAUGUCCAUCACUUCAUGAUGGAUAUCCAGUGUGCCAAAGAGAUGAAAUGUUCAGCGGCCAACGUACUACAAGAAGCCUGGUUAUUGUACAAGCAUACCAAGAGGAAGGAUGGAUUAAGGACGCGCAAACAUCACCGGCGGCUGCUGGCAGCCAUUCACAUGUUUCGCCAUGUGAGGAUGAAACACCGUAAGAUCCGAGAUCAAGUCAAUACCAUGGUGGAUAUUUCUAAGAUGCAAAUGAUCAUGUGCGACCUCAAGUCCAGCCUUUCCAGCUCUCACCGGGAGCUGGAAAAACAGAUCGAGUCCCUCGACAGGAAACUGGACGAGGUGACCAGAUUGCUUUCCGUCCUUGUGCAGUCCAAGCAACAGGAGGAACAGCAGGUGCAUUGAUGAUGGUCAAAGGCUGCCAGGUUGGACAUUGAGAGGAUUUUGAUCUCAUUUACCCAUCCCUGGCUCAAGAAAUGGACUUUUAGAAGGCCAUCUGCCUUUUUUUUUAAAAUGGAUUCCACAUAGGCUAAAGAAACUGUUACUACAGCUCCAUCCCGUGGUACCUUCAAAUCACUGCAAGCCUUAUAAACCUUUAGCAUCAGUGGACUUAAAAACUGCAGUUUCCAGUUGAGGAAACGAUUGUUCGGGUGAAUGUAUCUGCAAAGACAUAUGCGGAGGGUCUUCUGGAUGGAAACCACAUCCUGGUCUCCUCUUUAUUGAAGAGAAAAAAAACUGAACUGUGGAGGGAACAGGGUGGAAACUACUUAUGGGAUAGGGAAACGGCCAGAGAAGUAAGUACUUGAACGGAAGAAAAAGCUCAGCGCUGUGGAAUGCGAAGGGUUUUUUGCCUUUGUUCUUGGGCAGAAACUUUUUCCAGACGUUGCAGGAAUCAGAUCUGCAGGAAGCAGUUGGUAACCUACUGCCCAGUAACUUCUUCAGGGUGGAAGACGCCGUUCGGUUUAGUUUUGACAGCUUGCCACAGAGAUUUGGUGACUGAGUAAAAGUGACAAGCUGCCUACAGGCCAGGACCCUUGCGUGUCACGGGGAGAGGGGCUUCAUUUUUUAUAUUUGGUGUAUCUGUGUGAAAUUCUCGAGGCUACUUAGAAUCGUACGACUUGAUCGGAGGGGCUUUGAGUUCCAAUCGUGCACUUGGUGCAAAAAUCUAAAUU
This is a messenger RNA of Protobothrops mucrosquamatus (brown spotted pit viper), 1868 nucleotides long. RefSeq names its product potassium calcium-activated channel subfamily N member 4 (gene KCNN4). The transcript has 8 exons. Gene Ontology annotation, molecular function: intermediate conductance calcium-activated potassium channel activity; calmodulin binding; small conductance calcium-activated potassium channel activity. The annotation marks the transcript as partial. Gene Ontology annotation, cellular component: neuronal cell body; neuron projection; plasma membrane. Gene Ontology annotation, biological process: potassium ion transmembrane transport. NCBI's taxonomy places the organism in Eukaryota, Metazoa, Chordata, Lepidosauria, Squamata, Viperidae. The record is from RefSeq and is a predicted model, not a curated record.